Pocillopora verrucosa is the source of this 2301-nucleotide messenger RNA. RefSeq lists its product as uncharacterized. Gene Ontology annotation, molecular function: protein binding; RNA binding; metal ion binding. The record is from RefSeq and is a predicted model, not a curated record. NCBI's taxonomy places the organism in Eukaryota, Metazoa, Cnidaria, Anthozoa, Scleractinia, Pocilloporidae.
ACUUUACACGUGAAAGUAUGAAAUAUGGCGGACCUACUUGCAGCUAAACUUUAAACAAAGUUGUGUUUUAAGACGUGUAAAAUGGGCCUUUCGAAGAGCGAAGCGUACUCAGUCUUGGAGCUACCUCUAGGGGCAAGUUAUGAAGAGAUAAGAUCCAGUUACAAACGCCUGGCUUUAAAAUGGCAUCCUGAUAAACAUAACAAUAGUCAGGAGGCAACAAAGAAAUUCCAGGAGGUGUCCUCGGCAUACAAGCGACUUACCAGUGAGGAUUCAGAUGAUGAGAUCAACUUGACUCCAGCAGAUAUGUUUGAUCUCUUUGCUCACAUUGUCUUUCAACGAAAUGGAAUGUUUGGUGGCUACCCAGGAAUGUAUGACUCUGACAACAGUUGCUACAGUGAUGAUGAUGAGGAUGAUGACGAUGAUGAUGAAUCGGUCGAUGAAAUUCUUCAAAGAAUGGCACAGAGUUAUAGGAAAAAGUCAGAGUCCAAAAAACCCUCUGAAAAAGGUCGUCCUGCACACAAUUUAUCGGAGGCGGAAGCCAUGAAAAAUGCAAAAGAGCUUAUAGAGGAGGAAGAGAGAGACAGGAAAAAAGCAGAAAAACGGAGAGCUAAAAAGAAGAGGAAUAAGGAAAGAAAGAAGGAAAAAGAAAGAGAGAAGAAAGCAAAGGAUGAAAAAGAAAAUAUACAGCAACAGAAGAAUAAUAAAAAAGAAAAUAUACCAACUACAACUAAAGCACCUCCAAAGGAACCCAGUAAAAAAAGAAAUACCACAGCAACUUCUUCAACUCCGACUAAAACUGUAAAUAACAAUACAAAAGUAUCCAGCGGUUUAAAAGAACAAUCUGUGAAUAAUAAUACAAAUUUACAACAAUCAACAAAAAUGGAACCAAGUUCACCCAAAAGACAUGACGAGGAAGAUUUAUCAGGCAAUGAGGAGCCCACAUGGGAUACAAACAGUGCGUUCUUUGCGAGAGCAGCAGGGCGUAAUCCAAUGCCUCCUCCUUCAACAAGCACUGCAACAGUAAAAAAUAGUGCACCAUCAACUAUCAGUCAGAGCUCACAGAAUACGAAAAACAUCUCCACUCAACAACCUGCGGCAGAACAGAUAGAUCCUGUGGUUUUACGUAGCAGACAAGUAGCAGUUAAAGGAAAUGAAAUGGCAAACGUUGGAAACUAUCAGGCUGCCGUGGAUCUCUUCACUCAAGCUAUUAACUUGGAUGCAAAAGACUUCAGAUUCUUUGGUAACCGUUCUUACUGUUAUGACCGCAUGGGACAAUACGAAAAAGCUCUCCAGGAUGCUGAUGUGGCCAUAUCGCUAGCACCUGAUUGGCCAAAAGGUUACUUCAGACGAGGCAGAGCACUGGCGGGAUUAAAGUUAUAUUCUGAUGCAGAGAGCAGUUUUGCUCAAGUUUUAAAACUGGAUAAACAUUGUGAAGAUGCCAUGUUUGAACUGGCUAGGGUUCGAGUGCAGCAGCUAGAGGAGAUGGGAUUUCCACAGAGUCAAAGUGAAGCAGCUAUCCAGGCAUAUGGAACAGUUCAGGCCGCUUUGGAAGCACUGCUAGCUGGAAAAGUGAGUUGUCCCGUUUCAACGGAGAUAUACGUCUCUGAUGGAGAGGAUGAUGCACAAAAACAGCAAAUAAGAAUGGUUGAAAAUGGUAGCGUUGAUGACGGCCCUGGCCGUUCCUUGUGGGUUGGAAACGUCAAUCCUGAGGAAGUCAGUGAAAGACAUUUGGUACAGCUGUUCAGCAGGUGUGGUCGGGUCGACAACGUGCGGAUACUCCCCAAAAGAUUCUGUGCGUUUGUUAAUUAUGAUCAGGCUGAAUCUGCCGCCCUAGCACUCGAAAAAUUACAGGGCUAUGAGAUGGGAGGCGAGCAGUUAUUACUGAGAUACCCCAAUAACACUGGCUCCCCGGGAAGCCAGCCACUUGCUGCUGCUUCGGUUCCUGGUAAAAAGAAACAACCUGAAGGGGACUUAAAACAAUCUAUGAGCAAGUUGUCGGGCCCCGUGAACGGAGACGAGUGUUAUUUCUGGCGCACGACCGGCUGCUAUUUUGCUGACAAAUGCCGAUUCAGACAUGUCCCGGAGAGCAAAGGUGUCGAUCUAAAAAGGGUGGAGGCCAAGUAUGGAGGAAAACUUCGAGUGACUACCCCACCGAGCCAAUGAAAAAAAAAAAACAAAAAUAAUAAUAAUAAUAAUAAUAGUGAUGACUCAUAUAAUAAUAAAUAGUAUUGAUAACCAAUGACAGCUUGGCUGUCAAGAUAUGGGCCGGGUUUACUCCACACAAAAAAGAUAAUAUUGAAC